Messenger RNA from Merops nubicus (carmine bee-eater), 2982 nucleotides. RefSeq names its product death-inducer obliterator 1-like. The record is from RefSeq and is a predicted model, not a curated record. NCBI's taxonomy places the organism in Eukaryota, Metazoa, Chordata, Aves, Coraciiformes, Meropidae. The transcript has a single exon. The annotation marks the transcript as partial.
CCCAAAACCGCCACGCCCCUCGAGCACAUCCUGCAGACACUUUUUGGGAAGAAGAAAGCUUUUGAGCCUCUCGCUAAGGACUCGGAAACUGCCCAGUCUUCAACUCAGGAAGGGCAGGCCGCUGCCGAGGUGGGCGUGUCGGCUGUGCCCUUGUUGGAUCCCAUUGUGCAGCAGUUUGGCCAGAUGUCGAAGGACAAAGCUAUAGAGGAGGAGGAGGACGACAGACCCUAUGAUCCUGAAGAAGAGUAUGGUCCAGAGAAAGCUUUUGAAAUGCAGACCGGUGAGAGCGAAAAAAGAUUCGCUGUGGAAAAGACAUCUAAUAUAGCAGAGCUAGAGGAUGAGGCCUACGAUCCAGAAGAUGAAACUAUCUUGGAAGAAGCCAAAGUUACUGUUGAUGAUUUACCCAACAAAAUGUAUACGGACACUAAAAGCAAUUCUUCAGAAGCAUCUGCUUCGUACGUGCCUGAUUUGUCUGCGUCCUCGUCCUUGGUAGAGCAGCAAAAAAUGUUGGAAGAAUUAAACAAACAAAUCGAGGAGCAGAAAAGACAAUUAGAAGAACAAGAAGAAGCCCUCAGACAACAACGAGCAGCUGUCGGUGUUUCCAUGGCUCAUUUUUCAGUGUCUGAUGCUUUAAUGUCACCACCGCCUAAAUCUUCCCUGAUAAAGGCUGAAUUAUUCCACCAGGACCAGCAAGCUCCACAAAAAGUAGAUUUACCUUCAUCUUUAAAUCAGCAAGCACCAGUUCUGAGCCAGGGCUGUGACCCGAGGCAGAGCAGAGAUCCUCGGCAAGCUAGGAGAAUGGUGACAGAGACCGGUGACAGCGCUGACUCUCGACUCAAGCCCCAGGUGGCACCGAAUGAGAUGCCCGCGAGAGAAAUGGCUCCAGCAAGUUUUCCAAAUGCUCUGCCGACUUCCCUUGGUAAAGAAGAUCAAACUUUAAUCUCUGCUGCUCAGCCUGCUUUUAGUGGUGAUAAUUGGGUUUCGAGUGACAAGGCUUCUACGGUGCCCCAGAAAGAGGCAGCUAACAGCGUAUUUGAAAACACUGUUCAAGUCACCUUGGAAAACGUGAGUCAGACAGCUCCUGGAGAACCUUCUGCAGCCAAACCUUUACGUAAAGUGCUGCUACCAACCCCUCCAAGCACAUCUUUUCAGCCCAAUUUCUCCACGUCAAACAGUCAGUCUUUGCAAGAUAUGCAUCAAGUGGCGUGGUCGAAUGAGCCCAAGGAAGCAAUGGGAAGGGAUUCUUUUUCAAAUGCCAUGUUUACUUCUCAGGAAAAUGCAGCUGGUCACUUUGAACCAGAGAGAGGUCUUUCAUCAGUGCAAUACGACGAACAAAGAAAUCCUCAGUCUCACCAGUUUGUAGAACAAACUGAAUCUCCAUCAGUUCAGAGUGAGUGCGGACCUUCCCCGCAGCACUUUGAAGAAAACCAAGGUGUGCCUCCAUUCUCUUUGUCUGGGCAGAAAGGAGGGCCCCCAGCACCAGUGAUGCUCAAUGCCCCCGGAGGACCUCAUGGACCUAAUUUCAGAGGGCCAGCACCACAGUUCUCUGAAGAGCACGAUUCUCCAAAUAACGAUGGGCAAAGAGGGCCUCCAUCUGGAAGGUUUGGAGGUCAAAAGGGUCCCAUUCCUUCCUUAUUUUCUGCACAGCAUGGACCACCCUCUCUUUUCGGUGAUAACAGAGGCCCUGCCCCUUACCAUGGUGUUCCAAGAGGAAUGUCACCAUCUCAGUUUGAAGAUUGCAGGGAGCCUCACAUGGAACAAAGGGAAUUCUCAGAUUCCCAAUACAAUGAAAUGAUUAGGCCUCCAGGACAGUUUGAAGGGCCAGAUGCACCUCAGUUUAUGGGAAACAGAGGACCUUCACCUUUUCCUUUUGGAGGGCAGAGACGACCCCCACCAGCUCAGUUUAAAGGACAGAGAGGAGGCCCUCAGUUUGGAGGGCCAAGAGGUCCAGCCCCAAGUCAUUUUGGGGGACCAAGAGGGCCUCACCCAAAUCAAUUUGAAGGCCAGAGAGGUCCAGCUCCAAACCACAUGCCUGGUCCAAGAGGACUUUUGCCACAGCCAUUUGAAGAACGGAGAGGGAGUCCACCACCCAGAUUUGCCAACCAGAGAGGUCCAGCACCGGUUGGAGGCCAAAGAGGAGCCACACCAGCGCUCUUUCCAGAAGAAAAUGAACCUCCCUCUUCUAGAUUUCAUUUCCAAGGUCAGUCAUCACAAGGUAUGAAGCCACCCCCAAGACCACUCCUGGACCUUCCAAGCCAUCUGCCAUCCCACAGAAAAGAGAUGUGGGAGGAGGCUGGACCGUCCUCAUCCCUUUCCAAUAUUUCUGGACAAGGGUCCGAUUCGGAAGGACAGUGGUCGGCGUCUGACUUCCGAGAAGGCAAAAAUCCUGACUUUAGGGGCCAGGCGUUUGAAGGGCGACAGAGAGAGAGAUACGAGGGAGGGAAUAAAGACAAGGGCGUGGAUCAGCCAGAGCCUCAGCAGGCAGAUAAUCGCCAGGGCCGGUCCUUCGAGGAGAGACGAAGGGAUCGAGAGCACGGCAGACCCUGGGAAAGAGACCGCGGCAGGAACUGGAACAGGGACAGGGACUGGGAGAGGCACAGGGACAAGGAGUGGGAUAAAAACAGGGACAGAAACCAAAACAAAGACCGAGAGAAGGACUCCGAGCGGGCUAAGGAAUGGGACAGAAACCGAGACCGAGAGAGAGCAAGAACCAGGGAGAGGGAAUCCUACAGGAGACGUGAUCGAGAGCGCUCCCGGAGCAGGGACAGAGACCGCGAGCGGGAGAAGGACCGGGACCGGGACCGGAGCAGGGAGAAGGAGCGAGAGAGAGACCGGGAGCGGGACCGCGAGAGGGACAGGGGCAAGGAGCGCAAGGAUCGGAGCAAGAGCAAGGAAACGGGUAAGGAGGUGAAGCCAGAAACACCGAAGGAAGCUCAGAAACCAACAGAAACAGAGGCUUCAUCUUCUACUAGCCAGUCAUAG